AUGACUUCCACAUCUUUAGACACUUCUCUUCAAGCUUCUUUCGACCUAGAAAAACAGGCCCCUCCUCAAAAUUCAGACUAUGUCGAUGGUCACAAAAUCUCCCGCAUCAAAACCUCGGGAAAUGAUCAAGAAAUCCUUCAUAUAGGCGAUACUAAAAUCCUCAAACAAGACUUCAUUGCAGCCUUUGGAGGUUCCCUUAACCCAGGUCUUUCCGUCGCACCCUCACGCAAAUUCGCAAACCCAGGUCCUCUCGGCCUCUCUGCUUUUGCCCUCACUACCUUAGUCUUAUCCCUAGUCAAUGUCCGUGCCCGUGGAGUAUCAAACCCUGCAGGAGUCGUGGGUCUUGCCUUUUUCUAUGGAGGUUUGAUCCAACUUUUGGCUGGUAUGUGGGAAAUUGUGGUGGAAAAUCCCUUUGGUGCUACUGCCUUAUCUUCUUAUGGUGGCUUCUGGAUGGCUUGGGGUGCCCUUGAAACUGAGGCUUUUGGAAUUAGAGAACAUUAUAAAACUGAUCGUGAAUGGAAUGACAUGGUAGGAUUCUUUCUUCUUGGUUGGUUCUUUUUCACCUUUAUGAUGAUGAUUCUAACUGUUAAAUCAACCGUUGCUUUCUUUUCUCUCUUUCUAAUGCUUGACCUGACUUUCCUUUUCCUUACUAUCGGUCAUCUUGGCCAUGUUCCUGUGGUUAACAAAGUUGGAGGCUACUUUGGAAUUGUGACUGCCAUAAUAGCAUGGUACAAUGCUUAUGCUGGUCUGGCCAACCAUGAAAACUCUUACUUUGUACCCAAAGUCAUUUUCAUGCCUGGCUCUGUUCUUUCCAAAUAA
Molecule: messenger RNA, 819 nt
Organism: Magnusiomyces paraingens
Lineage: Eukaryota; Fungi; Ascomycota; Dipodascomycetes; Dipodascales; Dipodascaceae
Exons: 1
Coding region: 1-819 (272 amino acids)
Cellular component (GO): plasma membrane
Molecular function (GO): acetate transmembrane transporter activity
Source: RefSeq, a predicted model, not a curated record